AUGACGCCGGCUGAUGCUGAAGAUGCCAAGCCGCUGCUGCCACUCUUGGCAUCCCUGGCGGCUAGACGAAAAGCGCUGGCAACCUCCAAGGAUGGCGACGGUGGCCAGGAUGCAGCAGGCAAAAGACUUGCUGAGCCGAAGCCGCUGAGGAAAGCGAAGGCAAAGAUGAAAGCCAAGAGCCUUGGCGAUCGGGAACAGUAUGGUGACAAAGAGGAGAAAAUAGAUGGAGGCCUUAUGCACAGGACCAUGGGCCUGCUAUGGCCUGCAGAUGAAAGCACGGAGCGCGACGGAUCUCCCGACUCCACGCGCGCCUCCGACUCGCCAAGUGAAACGACGCCUGCAACGCCCAAGGAAGCAGGGCCUACCACCUACGACCCGAACCUGUGGUACAUCCAUGGCAACAGCUAUGACCUGCACCUUGGGUACCAUCCAUGGAACGACAAACACCGGAAGGUGUUGAAGGCUUACGGAGCGGCCCCCCCACCACCAGAUCCUUUCUACGAGGAGAUCAAGAUGCCUGCGGGAGCAGUGAAGAACUUCCCAGAUUUUAGUGCAGCAAGCAUUGCUGGACAGUGUGAGCUUUUCUCGCUACGGCAGUCGGAAGGUGAAGACAGGCAGCGCAAGCCCGUCGCCAUGAAGAUAAGUUUGCUUGCCGGAUGUAUCGUGGCCACCGUGGGCACCCGUUUCUCUCACGAGGGUGGCCACCAGCAAGUCAGCAAGAAGGAAUGGGUCAACCGCCUAUGCAUGUUCGCCGGCUUUUUCCUGGUCGGGCCUUCCAUGUGCUGGUAUUAUCAGCACGUCGUCAGCCACCACGUGAGCACCAACCAGGAUGGCGACGCCGAGCGCGAUGUGGACGUGGAAUACAUUUGGAUCGCGGACUUGCUGCCUGGAUGGAUGAAGGCACUUUCCCUGCCUGGCAUUUUCAUUGGCACGGUGAUCGAGCUCGGUGUCAAGCGCAUGAUCGUGGACCUCCUUAUUCGUGGUCGUGUCGGUGGGCACAAGGUGGACUACCGCUUGGGUGGAAUUCUUGUGGAGAUUCCGCUGUGGUGCGUUCUGCAUUACAUGUUUGGCCCAUCCACCCUGUGCUAUUUGUGCAUGUACCUCACCGCAGGCGCCAUCUUCGUCCCAUGCUCCCAGGUCGCCCAUGUCAUCCUCUAUCCCAACUCCAAUGCGUAUGACUCGUGGGCAAAGAUGCAGAUUGCCGAGAGCGUGGACUUUGCAUCCGACUCGGACUUCUGGUACCACGUGGCUUUCGGUCUGACCACCCAGAUUGAGCACCACCUGUUCCCCGGCAUUGGUCACCACUGCUACGACACCAUCCGCCUGAUCACUCGCGAUGUCUGCAAGAAGCACGGCGUGCAUCAUCAGGACGUUUCCGCGUCUAUCGCCUUCAGUGCGCUGUGGAAGCGUCUCGUGGCUGCCACCCCGGCGGCGCUUUUGAUGUGA
Molecule: messenger RNA, 1446 nt
Organism: Symbiodinium pilosum
Lineage: Eukaryota; Dinophyceae; Suessiales; Symbiodiniaceae
Source: the annotation of a GenBank genome assembly